AAACGCUUAAAAAACUUAAGUAAUUUUUGUAAUUCUUUGUUUAUUAUUAUUUAUAAAGAGCCCCCAAUAACUAAACAAAAGUCCCAGAAAAAUGACUAGUGGUCGUUUCCACAUAAAUGGCGAGUCGGCUCCUGCUAACAGUGAACAACAUUCCUCAAAUUCAGCCACAGCGACAACGUCAGCAGCAGCAGCGACAACAACAACAAGUGCAAGUUCGAAUGACAUAAAUGAAAAAAUCCGCUUGUUUGUGUUUACAUCACGGGAAACUGGCAGCUCCACAAACCUAUCCACAUUGCAAAGGGAUAGACAGUCAUCUACGGGGAUUUUAGAAGAAUUGGAAAUAAAAAUUCCAGAGCUCCUACAAAGCGGUUAUUCAUUCUACACGUGGCCCUGCUCACCCAUAUUGGCUUGGUUCUUGUGGGAACGUCGUCACUCCUUGGUUGGAAAACGCAUUUUGGAAUUGGGAGCCGGCACAGGUUUACCUGGAAUUUUGGCAGCAAAGUGUGGUGCUCAGGUCUUGCUAAGCGAUAAUUCUAUUUUACCCAAAUCGCUACAGCAUCUGCGGCGCUCUUGUACAAUUAAUAAUUUGCGUCCAGGACAAGACAUUGAAGUUAUUGGCCUUAGUUGGGGCUUACUUUUGAACAGUCUUUGGUCACUGGGUCAUUUGGAUUUAAUUAUUGCAGCUGAUUGUUUUUACGACCCCUGUGUUUUUGAAGACAUUUUGGUAACAGUUUCAUUCCUCUUGGAACGAAAUCCCUCGGCGAAAUUUAUCUUCACCUAUCAGGAAAGAAGUGCUGAUUGGUCAAUUGAGGCUUUGCUGAAAAAGUGGAAAUUGUGUGCUUUGCAAAUAAAUAGUGACGAUAUUGGUAAGGCUUCGGGUGUGGAUUUGCUGGAAAUUCUGGGAGGUCAUACAAUACAUUUAAUUGAAGUUUCCAAGGAGUUGUAA
This is a messenger RNA of Musca domestica (house fly), 946 nucleotides long. Its product is annotated as histone-arginine methyltransferase METTL23. The transcript has 2 exons. The record is from RefSeq and is a predicted model, not a curated record. Gene Ontology annotation, cellular component: cytoplasm; nucleus. NCBI's taxonomy places the organism in Eukaryota, Metazoa, Arthropoda, Insecta, Diptera, Muscidae. The coding region runs from base 92 to 946 and encodes 284 amino acids.